Messenger RNA from Fulvia fulva, 348 nucleotides. RefSeq lists its product as uncharacterized. The transcript has 2 exons. NCBI's taxonomy places the organism in Eukaryota, Fungi, Ascomycota, Dothideomycetes, Mycosphaerellales, Mycosphaerellaceae. The coding region runs from base 1 to 348 and encodes 115 amino acids. The record is from RefSeq and is a predicted model, not a curated record.
AUGAGAGCAGGCUGGCCUCGAUUGACGUUCUCCAUCCCUCCCGUCUUCAUUGUCUUCGAGGCUUCAAGUCACUGGAACCAAGCCGCACCAAUCUCAAGCUCACAUCGCCAGCAAGAUCGACGCUUCAAGAUGACCUACCACGGCAGGCACGCCCCAGGAGUCCGUCACACCUACGACCAUAAGCACCACUCCCGUCGCUCGUCAGUCCUCAACGCCACUCGCAAGACUAUGAGCUCGGACGAGAUCCGUGGCGCCCUCAACAGCUCAAAGUUGGCACUGCAUGCCCCACAUGGUCAGCCGCUUACGGUUGCGUAUAUCAAUGGGAAGCUUGACGUUAAGAACGGGUAG